Hyaloperonospora brassicae is the source of this 3804-nucleotide messenger RNA. NCBI's taxonomy places the organism in Eukaryota, Oomycota, Peronosporomycetes, Peronosporales, Peronosporaceae. The record is from the annotation of a GenBank genome assembly.
AUGAACUCGGACGCGAGCGCGGGCUCGAGCUCGAGCUCCAGCUCCGACUCGGUGUUGAUCCGCGUCCCGCUGGACCAGAAGCGCCGCAAGAAACUGCGCGCGCAGCUGCAAGAAGACCAGCGCCGCCACCGCGAGCGGCAGUCGGUCCUCGCGGCUUCGUGCAGCCCCAACGAGGCGCCGCCGCAGUCGUUCGCAGCGGAUCUGCUCGAGGGCCACGACCGGAAUAAGAGUGAGCACAUUUGCGUCGUCUGCGAGCACGAAGGCGACGACCUCGUGGUGUGUCUCGGCCCCUGUAUCUCGGCCUUCCACGUCCGCUGUCUGCCGCCCGACAGCGGCGCCGCAGCGCACGACGGCGCCUGGCUCUGUCCCAGCUGCAAGACCAAGACCCACGCGUGCUUCCACUGCAAACAAGUGGGCGUGGAGAUGCUGGCGGACGACGCACGGGCCGCGACGCACUCGGAGUCGCUGAAGAGACCCGUCCGCAAGUGCCGCGCGCUCUCGUGCGGCAAGUUUUACCAUCAGGAGUGCAUCACGCAGUUCCCGCUGGCCCGAAUCGCGAUCAACACGCACUUUAUCUGUCCGCUGCACACGUGCGCGGGCUGCAACCAGUCGGGCGCGCAGCAAGAAGCAGUGCGGUGCAUGAGGUGUCCCGUGGCGUACCACGCGCGCUGCCUGCCACGGAACUGCGUGCGGCAGAUCUCGACCAAGUUGAUCAUCUGUCCGAAACACGCUGGGGCGGAGAAGGAGGCCAAGCGCGGCGACGCGAAUGGAGGACGAGAGAUCAAACAGGUGGUGGGAAAUGCCGCGUCGAACCACUUGCGUUACCUGCGAGCGCGGGAGGCGGAGGAAGCAGAUGAGGUCAUGUCGGAAACGUCGGCGAUCAGUGGUAGUAGUGCAAAGAGAAGCAAAGAGAAGAGGGAGAAGCGAGAAAAGCGCGACAAAAAGAAGCGAAAGAAGAAGAAAAAGAAGGACAAGCAAAAGGAGCGACGAGAGAGUGUUGGAGCGCAGAGCAAUGACGAACACCACCACAGAAAUGGAGAACGUGGUGGUAAAAAGCGGAAGCGGAGCAAGAGAGAAUCGCUGGAAGUGGACGGCAAGACAUUUAGUCAGCGUGUGGAAAAAGCCAGCCCUCCGGCUACGUCCAGCCGGCGCGCAGACCAUGCGACCGCCAGUCAUUCUGCAGAACCUACAGCCGCGUGGGCACUUCAUUCGCCAACAUCGUCGUUGGCGCUUUUCGAGAGUCCCGCGACGGUCAAUAGACGGAUACAAGAGCGCCUGGACGAGGCAUUGGGUCAGAGCGACGAUGACGACUCCGAUAUCUCGAUGUCCGACCCUUCGCCAAAGACGAAGCAUUCCGGCGAUGACUCGCUUGGUGUUGCUGACCCGGGUACGAGUGUAACGAUAAAAAAAGAGGAGCGCUCGGCUGGGGAAAGACCGUUGACGCUCGACCAAUUGGGCGUCACCGCAACGACAAAGUCAUCAGUCUCUUCUUCCCAGGCGUCUGUCGUUCCGCCGGGUGAAAGAGGCUCAUUCGUAGCCCAGCCAUCGACAGAAGAGGACGCAGCAGAUCCAAAGGGAAGCCAUGACAAGCAGUGGCAAACAAGCAGCAGUGAGGGUGCUACCACCGUCAGCACUAUCAAACGGGAGCAACUACAAUCAACCGAAGAUGCACUGAAGCUUGAGAGCCAGAAGUCACCAUUUGGCAGCGUACCCGUUCGACCAUCGUCAAGCGUAGCACCUGCAAGCCUGGUGCUCAAACAUGUACCUAGCGAAGAUGAGUACGAUGACGAUGAGGGUGGCGUUGGGUCCGCGACGCCACCUGCAAAUGCAACUCCAAGAACGAGCAGGGCAUAUGUUUAUGGAAAGAAGAAGAGGAAGAAUAAGGUAAAACGAGAAGCGCAACGCGUCGUGAAACCGGAAACUAGCGAAGAGGAGGAUGACGAAGGAAGUGAGGCAAAGUGGGUGCAGUGCGAUAGCUGCAAAAAGUGGCGGACAGUGCCGAGGAAUUUUGACCUGGAUGCGAUGCCAAAGCACUGGUAUUGCAACAUGAAUACGUGGGACGAACGAUUUGCGUCCUGUGUUGUUGCUGAGGAAGUAGUGAAGGUGGGCUCAUCUCCUCAAGCAGGUAAGAGACGGUAUCGACUGAAGAAUUCCAAGUCGACUGCCUCGAGUACGGGCGAUGUGGGUGGCUACUCUUCCUCCGGGUCAGGCCCGUACAAAAGAUCAGGAGGGUCUAUGAGGGGGUCUGCUGCUGCUGACGUGACCGUGCACGAAGAAAAAGACAAAAACGCGCGAUCGAAAAACAAGGACAAGACAACGAAAAAGCGUAAGAUCACGAAGCAACUCAAGGAGAAGUACCGCGAGGUCAAGUGGGUUCAAUGCGAGAGCACACAAUGUGGAAAGUGGCGCAUUGUCCCAGCGUCGAUCGAUUUUGAUCGGUUGCCAGCAGUCUGGUACUGUCAUCUGAACACAUGGGCCCCCGAGCUCGCCAAAUGCAGCGUUCCUAACCCUGCGGAGGUCAAUGUGUUUUUGCUGAAACAGGCUAAAAAAGAUGACCGCCCAUCCAAGAAAACAAAAGCGUCGAUAUCGGUAAGCGACCCUGUGCCACCAGUGCCUGUACCACCAAUGUCGGGCGGUGGCACCACGCCGAUACCUUUGGUCAAUGAUCUUGCGAAUGCCGGCAAGUCGAAUAUGACGAAGCAAAGUAAAGGCUUGAAGUCCACAGCGUCUUGGACAAGAAACAUUGCUUUACUUGAGGACAGUACCGCGGAAGAAACGUGCAACGGUAGUAACAACAACGUAGAAGGCGCUAUUGCAAGUCAUAUUGCCAAAGGACGAGGAGGGCGUGGGCACAACAACAGCGGCAAUGGCAACUCCACUGGUAUGAAGAAAACUGUGCUGGAGUGGGCGCAGUGCGAAAAGUGUAACAAAUGGCGCAAACUCCCGCAGCACAUCAAGUCAUCCACAUUGCCCGAUAAGUGGUACUGCUCAAUGAACCAUUGGGAUCCGACACAUGCGAAGUGCAAUGUACCAGAGGAAGCGGACCAGGAGCCCUUGUCUCUGCCCCCUCAUCCAGGCUCGCAGUGGCACAAGGGAGGACACAAGGGCCAGCGCUCUAGACGGGGCAAACUGAGCUACUCCGAGCUACUGUAUGGUAGCACGGGACAGCUGCGGAAGGCAUACACUAUGGAAUCUUCGACAUUGUCAUUUGAGUACGAAGGCAUGACGUACCACCGCGAUGGCCAGUACAAGCGCAGCAGCAUGUACGUGUCUCCAGCAACAAUGGCGGCGGCAGCAGCUACGAUGACAGGAUGGAGCGGCAGUGACCAGGUGAGUCGAGAGACUACUUGCAGCUAUGACGUGACACGAGGCAGCGGCUCAAGAAUGGACACGGUAGCAGCAGUGAUACCUCAGGAGGUGAGCGUCGACCACGUGGCUGCGUUAGUGCUUGAAAGCAUGGAUUUGCGUCGACGCCGCAGUAUCGCAGAGCUCUUCGACGCAGUCAACUCAGCCCAUGACAAGUCAAACAUCGCGCCAACUCGCCUCGCGUCGCUGGCAGUCGUCACCGCUGCUUUGGGUCAGCUGGAACACCGUGGCCUGGUCGAGAAAGUGACGGACUUGUCGUCAGAGAACGGCGAAGAGAACGAGCCGUCUCGAACGCGAGUGCGAGUUGAGAUGCACUUCAAUGGAGUAUUUCCUCCUCCCACUCACUACCGUAAGGUGCCUACGAGGCCCCUGAAAGCUUCCAAAUGCUGGAAGUUCGGUACGAACAUAAUGGCGAUCACGCCCGUGAAGGAAGCGUGA